AUGGUCCGGUUCCUUGUCGGAAAUGGUACCCUGACUUUGGGAGUGUCACAUAAUUUUGUUGGAGGUUCUAUUGAUUUUGAGACCGGAAAAAACUUCCUUGGGGACAUCUCCUUGUUCCGGAUGUGGGGAGUACAGAUGAGUCCACUGCAGCUGGAAGCAUGCAGAUGUGUAGAUGGGAAUAUUGUGACUUGGAGAGAGCAAGAUUGGGAUUAUCAGAAGUGUCCACCGAUAGAGGAUGACAACUUUAUGUGUGAAUCGUCAAAAUAUAAAAUUCAAAUGAACACAGCUAUUGCACAAUAUCUCAAUAAUGAUUAUAAUGAAAAUGAUAUCCAGGAGAUUGUUCUAAUCUGGCUGAAACACGUUUUCCCUCAGAAAAUAUCAGUGCAUUCUGUGUUCCUAUCAAAUUUAAGCCCUCAAACAGGAGCUGGUUUAGCUGGACAAAAUGAGGAAAUUCAGGGUAUUGGAAAGCCACCAAUCAAGACACAAUGGUUUGAUUGUGUGGUGUUUGUGAGAAUGAUACCUGGAGCUGAUGUGAGUAAAACAGUGUCUAUGAUACAGGGGAUGCUAAUACCCAGCUAUAUCUACAAAAACAUCAUCCUAAAAACAAACCCAGCAUCUAUAAACAUCCUCUCAGUAGCCGUCUAUCCCAAUGUGACUUCAAAUCCUGCUUUGACCUCUGUUGCACCAGUCUUGUCUCAAACCACAAAGAGUCCCGAUACUGGAAGUACAAAUGUUACAACAUCAGGAACUCGCACAUCAUUACAAACACUGGCAAUGGAAAAUAUCUGUUCAAACACUUUAGGUUUCAUUUCAAACAGAGAUUUUGGAGAUAUGUUUUAUAGAGUUUAUCUCAAUCUAACAAUGAGUGGAAGCAUCACAGACCCUCAACACACUAUACAGCAAUGGCUUCAGCAAACACUGGGAAAAUGCAACAUGGACGUUUGGAAUCUUGUGAUAAAAGGAGCUCCUAAGUACGUCACUACUUUUCAGGUUCAGGCUAUGGCACCAGUGAAUGUCUCAGCAACAGAGAGGCUGAUUUUUGAACUCUUGACAAAAGGAUACACUAAUGCUACCAUCAGUAUCAGUGUCCCGUCUGGUGAAGUCAACAUCAUUCAUAUAGAUCCAGGCCUUUGUCCAGAGGAGACCAUGCUCACAGUGUAUGGUAUAUACAUGUGGCCCGAAAUGGCGGCUCAAAGCAAAUAUAGCAUGGGGUGUAUAAGAGGGAAUGAAAGUGCUACAAGGUUUUGUAAGUUAAAUGGGGCAAAUGACAGAGCAGCGUGGGAUCAUCCAGACAUGAGCAAGUGUAUAAGGACGGUUUCAGAUUUUGAUGAUUUGGAAAAUAUCACCGUUACAGCUGACAACUCAGCAGACAUUGUGGACAUGAUUGAGGAUCUUUUAAAUGAACAACCCGAUCUGACUGAUGCUCAGCUGGACAUUGUGCUUGAAAAACUGUCCGAGGUCACUGAAGUUGGAACCUUGACCACAGACCUGUCCAGCGACAUUACUAAAAUUGUUUCAGAUAUCUGUUAUAUCAAAACUAGUCCCACUCAAGUCAACAAAAUUCUUUCUAUUACAGACCUUAUGGGAGAUAGGACGGUGUUCGAGGGAGAUGCUCAUAACAUGACAGCACCUUCAUUAGCACUUCAACUGAUCAACCCUGACACCUCUCAGUUCCACGGCCUCACAUUCGAGGUUUCCUCCUUACUGAAUGAUAGCACCCCUGAGAUAUUUUAUGACAAGAACUUUACAGAGCAUCCAGACAAAGGAACUGUAGCGUUCAUUUCCUUAUCUCAUACAGUUGAGAGCUUUUUCCCAAACAAUGGAGCCAGACCUCGUGUACAGUUUCAUUUUUAUGGCACAGAAAAGUUCUUUGAGGACCCUACAGCCAACAUGACGCUGAACUCUUAUGUAGUAUCUGCCAGUGUCACCAAUGCCACAGUAAGCAACCUUGAGAUCCCAGUGAUGGUCACUCUCCGCCAUCUCCAAAACAAAGAGGACUGGGGCAUUGUCAAGUGUGUCUACUGGGACUUCAACAAAAACAAUGAGAAAGGUGGAUGGAAUGAUACAGGAUGUGAGACAGUAACGUCUAAUGCCACUCAUACGUCUUGUUCCUGUAAUCACCUCACACAUUUUGGAGUUCUUCUGGAUAUCUCUAAAACCCCAAUAAGUGCAAAAGAUGAAAGGAUUCUGACUAUCAUCUCAUACCUGGGCUGUGGCAUAUCCUCAAUCUUUCUUGGAGUCACACUGUUGACCUAUUUGGCCUUUGAGAAACUGAGGCGAGACUACCCUUCAAAGAUCCUUAUUAACCUCUCCAUAGCCUUGCUAGGGUUGAACAUGCUCUUCCUGGUGAACUCCUGGCUUGCCUCUUUUAACAGCAAUGCCAUCUGUAUUACCGUAGCAGCCUUUCUACAUUACUUCUUCCUGGCUACCUUUACUUGGAUGGGACUGGGUGCAAUCAACAUGUAUCUGGCCUUGGUCAAGGUCUUUAAUUCAUAUGUGCCAUCUUACAUCCUCAAAUUCUGUGCUCUUGGAUGGGGUUUACCUCUGCUGGUUGUAAGUUUAGUGCUUGCCAUUGAUAUAAAUUCAUAUGGCACCAGCCUCUCCAGAGCACUUUUCCAAGAAUCCACUGCAUUUUGCUGGUUAAAGAAUGACGUGACCUUUUAUGUGACGGUGGUUUCCUUUGUGACCCUGGUCAUGGUCUGUAACAUCUGCGUGUUUGCCGUGGUGCUGGUACAGAUCCAUAAAAUGCGGGCCAAUAAGCCCUCCAGCAGCCGAAAAGGGUUCCUGCAUGACCUGCGAGUGGUGGCCAGUCUCACCUUCCUGCUAGGACUUACCUGGAUACUAUCCUUUGUCGCUUGGGGCCCUGCCAAAACACCCCUGCUGUACCUGUUCUCUCUCCUCAACAGUCUUCAAGGUUUCUUUAUCUUCCUGUUUUACUGUCUGAUGAAAGACAAUGUAAGGAAGCAGUGGAGGAUACAUCUCUGCUGUGGAAGAUUCAGACAGACUGAAUAUUCAGACUGGAGCCGUUCUGUGACACUGGGGGCCAAAGCGAAAGGUGGUCUGCAAGUCUCCUCACCAUCCAUGAAGUCAGAGACUACCAGCGAAAGGAAGAGCUCUGAUACCUCAAACUCAGGGACCAGCCAUGAUGAAUUCAGAAAACGGCAAGCAAAAUUGAAUGGACACUUUACAAGAGGCCACAGCAGGAGCUGCGAAUGGCAGGGAAGCACCACAACUGACUCCCAUAGAACUUGUAGCCAUUGA
Sinocyclocheilus anshuiensis is the source of this 3261-nucleotide messenger RNA. Its product is annotated as adhesion G-protein coupled receptor G2-like. Gene Ontology annotation, cellular component: plasma membrane. Gene Ontology annotation, biological process: cell surface receptor signaling pathway; adenylate cyclase-activating G protein-coupled receptor signaling pathway. The transcript is spliced from 28 exons. Gene Ontology annotation, molecular function: G protein-coupled receptor activity. NCBI's taxonomy places the organism in Eukaryota, Metazoa, Chordata, Actinopteri, Cypriniformes, Cyprinidae. The record is from RefSeq and is a predicted model, not a curated record. Bases 1 to 3261 code for a protein of 1086 amino acids.